This is a messenger RNA of Schistocerca nitens (vagrant locust), 3517 nucleotides long. It is a transcript of the gene PolI, whose product is annotated as DNA polymerase iota. Gene Ontology annotation, biological process: translesion synthesis. The coding region runs from base 446 to 2281 and encodes 611 amino acids. The transcript has 3 exons. NCBI's taxonomy places the organism in Eukaryota, Metazoa, Arthropoda, Insecta, Orthoptera, Acrididae. The record is from RefSeq and is a predicted model, not a curated record. Gene Ontology annotation, molecular function: DNA-directed DNA polymerase activity; damaged DNA binding.
CGCCUAGCUGUUAGACGGGCGGUUAUCAGCUAUUUUCAUUUUCUUCAGAUAUACGUUGACUGUAAUUUAAAGUAAAAACUGUAUACGUUAAGUUCUAAAACCCAUAGAUUAUUUGAGUCAUAUAAACCAAUCUCACUUCAUCUAUUUUUCCGUUGACAAGGAACUAUGGUAGCCACCACGUAAUUGUUUUUCAUCCAAGGGAACGUAAGGAGUGCGUUGAAGUUUGGUUAAAACUGUGUUUUAAUUGAAAGUGAACUGUACGUUAUUACAACAUUGCUUUGCUAAAGUUGUGAUACAAGUGAAAGACAAAUGAUGCCAUACUAAGUGGUGUGAGUUGUCACGGCUAUUUUAUUAGUUGUGAAAUGGGCCUUGGAUGUAACCUGUGGAAGAAUAUUCGUUAUACGCCCCUAAUGGAAUUCUUCUGCUUAGCCUUAGUGUAACUGUUAUGGAUGAUUUUGGGCAGCCUUUAGAGUUGGGUUCACAAAAUGAUCACCGACGGACCAUUAUUCACAUUGAUAUAGAUUGUUUUUAUGCCCAAGUGGAGAUAUUGAAAAAUCCAUCACUGAAAGAUUUACCCGUUGGCAUACAACAAAAAAACCUAGUGGUUACCUGCAACUACAUAGCAAGAGAAUAUGGUGUUAAGAAGUGCAUGGAAGUUCGAGAAGCUCAGAGCCUGUGUCCACAGCUAGUGCUUGUUUGUGGAGAAGAUUUGCAUGAUUAUAGACAAAUGUCAUCCAAAGUAACAAACCUAUUACAAAAUUUCAGUACGCAGGUUGAGCGAUUAGGGUUAGAUGAAAAUUUUGUUGAUGUAAGCCACUUGGUAUCUCAGUCAGACUUUAAAACUGAGAGGACAGCUGCAGAUGGAAAAAUAUUCAAAAAUAUAAUGGAUGAAUGUGACUGUGGCUGCCAUGAACGCCUGUGUAUUGGUUCGCAUAUUGCAAGUAAAAUUAGGAAGCAAAUAAAAAGCGACUUGGGUUUAACCUGCUGUGCAGGAAUAUCGUACAACAAGUUAUUGUCAAAAUUGGUAUGCUCUGUUAAUAAGCCUGAUCAGCAAACAACCGUAUUUGCAUGCUGUGCCCUAGAUUUAGUGUCAGGUCUUCCAGGUUUGAGAUGUAUCCCAGGCAUAGGAUCCAGGUUAUGUGAGACCUUGCAAUCAGUAGACAUAACAUCAAUCAGUGACCUUCAGAACUGCAGUAUGGAGAAAUUAAGACGUGCGGUUGGUGUUGAUAAUGCUAUACGCUUGAAAAGGCUAAGCUUUGGUAUUGAUAAUUUACCUGUAAAACAGUCUGGUAAGCCACAUACAAUUAGCCUUGAGGAUGGUUGCCGAAAAGUAAAUUUGGAAUCAGAGGUGCGAAGUAAAUUUUCAGUGUUGCUGCAAAGACUUAUGGUCUUGUUAAAUGAAGAUGGACGGAUACCUUGUGCUGUUAAAGUAACUGUAAGAAAGUAUGACAGUGUCACAAAAGUGAGUCACAGGGAGAGCAAGCAAUGUAAUAUACCUCCAUCAUUUUUUACUACUGCUAACUGUGAACAGCUUUCAAGUGACGUUACUGAAAAGUUAAUGAGUUCAGUCAUGCAGUUAUUUCACAAAAUGGUUAAUAUAUCCAAACCAUUUCAUCUGACUCUUGUUGGUGUAGGAUUUACCAAGUUUCAGGAGCGAAAGACGGGAAAAAGUUCCAUAGCUUCAUUCUUAAAAAAAGAUUUGUCUGUUCAGUCAGUUACAUCUUACAAGUAUCUGUCAGGGAUCGGUAACGGAAUGGAGCAGUCACCUUCACAGCCAUUCCCAGUUCAUAGAUGCGUUCAUAACACAGAAAAAUCUGGCUCAGAAUCUGAACCAGAACCAUCACCAAAGAAAACAAGAAUAGAUUCUUGGGUUGCAAGAAGGAAGAGAACUGUGUGCAUGGAUGAUGACAGUGAUGAUGCAUCUCCUAGCAAGUUAAGAGUCUCGGAUAUUCAUCUGAAUUCAAGUGAUUCUGUUGAAGAAACUUCCUCAGAAGAAUUGCCUCACAAUAAAAUGGAGAAAAAAUUAGAUAGUGAUUAUUUGCAUUCUGUAUGUACAUUGGAAGAUGAUUGUGUGCAAGCAAUGAAAAGAGACUUUCCUGUUGAAUGUAAGUGUCCAGAUGGUGUUGAUCAAUCAGUGUUCAGGGAACUGCCAUAUGAAAUGCAAAUGGAACUAGUUGAAUCUUGGAAUUAUAAAGCUAAGACUAAAGAAUUGAAAAGCAAUGUGAAAGGAAAUAAAAAUACGAUUUUGCAUUACUUCAUUCGAGAUAAGCAGGCUAGUUAAUUUCACAAGCUUAAUCAUGUCUGUAAUAAAUCAAAAUUAAAUAUUCAUAAAUCACACCUAUUUUCAAAGCAUUUACAUCUGCAUUUACCUCACUCAAAUUCACAGUACUGAAUGUGGAGGACAGGAAAUAUCCAGAGUAAUUUGUUUUUAUAGCUGUAAGAAUAAUGUACUUGGCCGGGGAGAAAACUGCUAACUUUCAGACACAUUGUUAUGAAAGCAAACUUCAUGCCUGAUUAAUCUCUCUAAUUAAAAGUAAUUACUAACUUCUUAUUAACUUAAACAUAAAUAUAAAUGUAUGACUGUCUUCCAGAAUACACAUAUAUUUUUGUUAUAUAUGUUCAAAAGUGAGCAUAACAGUGCCAUGAUGAUGACUGGUACACGGUUGUCAAUUCUUUGUCUACUUGUAAUUUUUGGUCCACUGGACUAGACCAAUAAUGGGUGGUACAGAUCUCUAAUCACUAUAAAAACAUGAAAUCAGUUUUAAUAUGAACGUAGCUAUAAUAUGAAUGAAUGUAGCUAUGUUACCCCUUAGGUUAUAGUCAGUUGCUGCAGUUCAUGCAAGUACCAGAGUCUGCUAUACAUUGGCCUAGUUCUUUCUCUUUCAUUUAUAAGAUAUUGCUCUAACACAAAACAAAAACCACAUAAAUAAAUGUUACAGUCCUCACUUUUCCACAUUUUUUGUAUUAUUAUUUUAAUGAGAAGUAAAACUGAAAAGUAGUCCAGUAACUCAAAUGAAUGUAAUCAGGCUGCAGUUCUGUACAUACCAGACUAUUGAAAAAUUUGUGUAACUUUAAUUAAUAAGUGGACUCUGGGAAUUAAAUAAUGAAAUGAAAUACUGUUAACAUUUCAUGAUGAUACUCCUUGGUUCAUGUUCACUUGGGGUUACAUCAUAUGACAUCCUUUGGUGUGUUGAACCUCACAAGUACUUUCAUGUGUGAAUAUUAUAUUUUGUUGGAAACAGGAUGUGUGCUGUAAUAUUUCUAAGAGUGUGUGCUUCUCAAGCUUUCUUGGGCAGGGAAGGAAAAUGUUAACACUGGAGAGUCAACAGAAGCCAAACUACGUCCACAAACAAUAUCCUUUGCUGAGUGUGAAAAUUUUUGUUGUUUUAUGUGUAGUCAUUUCAUUGUAAUACAGUCCAGAAAAAUGGUCUAAUGUGGAUCAAAGGGUGGCACAGUUUGUGAAAAUGUCGGGCUAUCAGGAAAGAUCUUAAAAAAAGAAAGUAUCAGUACAAUUUUU